Molecule: messenger RNA, 2242 nt
Organism: Capsicum annuum
Lineage: Eukaryota; Viridiplantae; Streptophyta; Magnoliopsida; Solanales; Solanaceae
Product: cyclin-D1-1
Exons: 6
Coding region: 204-1211 (335 amino acids)
Biological process (GO): mitotic cell cycle phase transition; regulation of cyclin-dependent protein serine/threonine kinase activity
Cellular component (GO): cyclin-dependent protein kinase holoenzyme complex; nucleus; cytoplasm
Molecular function (GO): cyclin-dependent protein serine/threonine kinase regulator activity
Source: RefSeq, a predicted model, not a curated record
GUGAAUGAGAUAGCCACACCCAAAACACACACACAAAAAAUAAACUCACACUUCCACUUACAGUUCGGCUUCCUCUUCCUCUUCCUCUAUCACUUCUUCAAAAGUCCACGUAGACAUUCCGGCAAUCUUCUCCGAUCAAAAUCUCCGUUUCCCGGCAAUCAAAAUGUCCAAAACAGAAUGAGUAUUUCCAUCGAUAACCUAUCAUGUCGUACUCCGAUUGCUUCUCCGACUUACUCUGCGGCGAAGACUCCGACACCGUUUUCUCAAACGGAGGAGAAGAUUUGCCGGAAUGUUCUUCGUCGGAUAUUGAAUCUCAAUUCACCGGCGAUAUUGAUGAAUCGAUUGCUAGUCUUAUCGAAGAUGAACGGAAUUUUGUGCCUGGAUUUGAUUAUAUUGACAAGUUUGAAUCGCAGUCUCUAAGCGCCGUCGCUAGAGAAGAAUCCGUUGCAUGGAUUCUCAAGGUACAACGCCACUAUGGUUUCCAGCCAUUAACGGCGUAUCUGGCCGUUAAUUAUUUUGAUCGUUUUCUCUACUCUAGAAGCUUGCCGCAAACAAAUGGCUGGCCACUGCAACUAUUGUCGGUUGCUUGCUUAUCUUUAGCAGCAAAAAUGGAGGAACCUCUUGUUCCUUCUCUUUUGGAUCUUCAGGUUGAAGGUGCUAAGUAUAUAUUUGAACCAAAAACCAUACAAAGAAUGGAGUUUCUUGUGCUGAGAAUAUUAGAUUGGAGGCUUCGAUCUAUAACCCCAUUUAGCUUUCUUAGCUUCUUUGCGUAUAAACUUGAUUCACUUGGAACUUUCACUGCCUUCCUUAUCUCAAGGGCUUCUCAGAUUAUCCUCUCAAAUAUUCAAGAAGCUAGCUUUCUUGAGUAUUGGCCGUCAUGCAUAGCUGCAGCUACAAUACUGUGUGCAGCUAAUGACCUUCCAAAUUUCUCUCUUGUGAAUGCUGAACAUGCUGAAUCCUGGUGCCAUGGACUCCGCAAAGAUAAAAUCGUGGGCUGCUACGAAUUAGUGCAAAAGUACGCAAUUGCAUUAAGACCAAGGAGAUUUCCAAGAGUUUACCCACAGGUACGAGUCAUGACUCGGGUUAGUACUACUACUGUAGCAUCCAGUGACUCAUCGUCGUCCUCCUCCUCUGGUACAUCUUAUAAAAGGAGAAAAUUAAAUGACAGCUGGUGGAGUACUACAGAUGACGACAGAGCAAGUUCCGGUUAAUCAAUUAAUUAAUUAAGCUGUGGGGAAAUUAAGAAUCAGGGGGCUAUGGAAAAUGGUGGUCCAUCUAAGAAUCCUCAGUAAUUUUUUUCAUCUUUGAGGGUGUUUUGAGUUUAAAUUGACAGAAGAGUGGUGUAGAUUAUAUAUUUUAGUAGAGAUAAUCUUUUUUGAUUUUUUUUUUUUGUUGAUAUUUUGGGUGAGAAGAAGUGCCAUUGAUUAAAUGGCUUCGCAGAUUCCCAAGGGAAGGGGAUUUGGUACAUAUUAUUUUUGUGUGAAGAGAAAGGAAAAAAAAAGAGAGAUGGUUUAAUUAUAGCUAGCAGUAAGUGGAGUCAUAUGGAGUAUAGUGUGAAACUGUGAAAGAAGUGGGGUUUGUGAUUUGAAUUCAAAAGGAGCAUUGAUUAUUGUAUGUAAGAGGGUAGGGUGGAGCCCAUUUGCAAAGGAUUGGAGGAGAGAAAUUAAAUCAAUGGAGAAAAAUAUUGAACUUUGGGCAAGUUUCAUAUCGAUGAAUAAGUCAAGAAGGCUCUUGAUAUAUCAAUAUAGGGCCACCAUUAUUGCUUCCAACAUCUACACUAAGCUCCAAGAAAAUGAAAUGAAAAUCAAUGAUCCACACAAGGAGAAAAAAACAAGGCGUAUUGAACUUCAAGAACAACAUUUGGCUCUCUGUAUAAUCAGACUUUUGGUUUGAGGUGUGUUCUACACAGUGUGUAUGUGUGUUUUUUUGGCGGGAAAAUUUGCCUUUUUUCUUUCAUGUCCUAACCAUAUACUGGACUCUUUUCUUCUUCUUUUUUUUUCCGGAACGUGUAAUGGAUACACGUAUUCUUUAAUUGUUUUUUUUUGAAAUCAAAAGAGGUGUUAUUAUGUAUCACCUCUGAUCUUCUGGCCAAAAUUUGGCCUAACCAUACAAAGGGUCUUUGGGGCCUUUUAAAUUUGCUACUUUUUUCUCGAAGUGUGUUGUAUUUUCAUGUGUCAAACAUGAUGUUACAUGUAGUAUAUAUGAAUAAAUAAUAGUAAUAAGCUUUAAUUUGGGAUUGGCA